AUGUGGAGGUGCCCACCGCGGCUGCUGCUGCUGCUGCUGCUGGCCGCCGAGGGGGCCCUGGGUGCCCGGCGGGGCCGCGGGCGCCGGGAGCUGGCCCCCGCGCUGCACCUGCGGGGCAUCCGGGACGCGGGCGGCCGGUACUGCCAGGAGCGGGACCUGUGCUGCCGCGGCCGCGACGACCAGUGCGCGCUGCCCUACCUGGGCGCCACCUGCUACUGCGACCUCUUCUGCAACCGCACUGUCUCCGACUGCUGCCCCGACUUCUGGGACUUCUGCCUGGGCGUGCCGCCCCCGUUCCCGCCCAGCCAAGGAUGCAUGCAUGAGGGUCGCGUCUAUCCGAUCUUAGGAACCCACUGGGACAACUGUAACCGCUGCACCUGCCAGCAGAAUGGGCAGUGGGAGUGUGACCAGGAGCCAUGCCUGGUGGACCAAGACAUGAUCAACGCCAUCAACCAGGGAAACUACGGGUGGCGGGCGGGGAACCACAGUGCCUUCUGGGGCAUGACCCUGGACGAGGGCAUCCGCUAUCGCCUGGGCACCAUCCGCCCAUCCCCCUCGGUCACCAGCAUGAAUGAGAUUCACACGGUGCUGGUCCCGGGGGAGGUCCUGCCCAGAGCCUUUGAGGCCUCUGAGAAGUGGCCCAACCUGAUCCACGAGCCCCUCGACCAGGGCAACUGUGCAGGCUCCUGGGCCUUCUCCACGGCAGCCGUGGCCUCCGAUCGCGUCUCAAUCCACUCUCUGGGGCACAUGGCCCCGGUCCUGUCGCCCCAGAACCUGCUGUCCUGCGACAAGCACAACCAGCGGGGCUGCCGCGGCGGGCACCUGGACGGCGCCUGGUGGUUCCUGCGGCGGCGAGGGGUGGUGUCCGACCUCUGCUACCCGUUCUCGGGCCGGGAGAUGACGGAGGCGGGCCCGGCGCCCCCCUGCAUGAUGCACAGCCGGGCCACGGGCCGGGGCAAGCGCCAGGCCACCGCCCGCUGCCCCAACCACCACGUCCACGCCAACGACAUCUACCAGGUCACGCCCGCCUACCGCCUGGGCUCCAGUGAGACGGAGAUCAUGAAGGAGCUGAUGGAGAACGGCCCUGUCCAAGCCCUCAUGGAGGUGCACGAGGACUUCUUCCUGUACCAGGGCGGCGUCUACCGCCACACGCCCGUGAGCCUCGGCAGGCCAGCGCGAUACCGCCGGCACGGAACCCAUUCGGUCAAGAUCACAGGGUGGGGAGAGGAGUCACUCCCUGAUGGAAGGACGCUCAAAUACUGGACCGCGGCCAACUCGUGGGGCCCCGCCUGGGGAGAGAGGGGCCACUUCCGCAUCGUGCGUGGAGCCAACGAGUGUGACAUCGAGAGCUUCGUGCUGGGCGUGUGGGGCCGUGUGGGCAUGGAGGACAUGGCUCACCACUGA
Pipistrellus nathusii (Nathusius's pipistrelle) is the source of this 1404-nucleotide messenger RNA. NCBI's taxonomy places the organism in Eukaryota, Metazoa, Chordata, Mammalia, Chiroptera, Vespertilionidae. The record is from the annotation of a GenBank genome assembly.